AUGAGGAUCAGAGGUACUGGAGAAGGUACCAGAGAUCGGAGGUGGAGGUGGACUGGAGGUAUACUGGAGGGUAUGGCAGAGGUGGAGGCAGAGGAAGAACCAGAGGACCAAUCAACCCCCGAUCCCAAAACAACAAUCAGAGUCCCAGCCACACCAGCCCCAGGCCCAGUUGAAACACCCAACGACACCAUGACCGACUUUAAUGUCUGCCCACUCCCAGAGGGCUUCGACCACUGGAUCCUAGGCUUCAACAGCAUGCACCUCCACCUAAACAUCUCAAAAGGAGCCAUUGAUGCAUGGGAAGAUGCCAUAAACUGUGCCAUAAUCAUAAUCCCAAUCAUCAUGGCAUUCUCCAGGGCCAAGAUGGGCGAAGCCAAAGACUAUGCCACCACCUUCAUCAGCCAUGCCUUCCCAGCAUCAGCAAACACUCUCUGUGCUAUCCCAGCAGCCAAUGAAAUAGAGGAAUGCAGUGACAACCCCCUGCCAUGGGGUGGCAUAAUGAUCAAAGGUCUGACUGAAGGGUUGCUUACUUGUUUGGGGAUGGUAAUGUUCCGUUCCCCCAUUCGCCUCAGGCCUCAGUAG
Messenger RNA from Cantharellus anzutake, 582 nucleotides. RefSeq lists its product as uncharacterized. The transcript has 2 exons. The record is from RefSeq and is a predicted model, not a curated record. NCBI's taxonomy places the organism in Eukaryota, Fungi, Basidiomycota, Agaricomycetes, Cantharellales, Hydnaceae. The coding region runs from base 1 to 582 and encodes 193 amino acids.